GGCGUUGUGGAAACCCACCAAUCCAUUCCUAAGGAUGGGAAAAAUGGGAUCUUCAUGGGCUCCUCUCCUUUUUGGUGCCUUUCUUGCUAUCCUUUCCCUAAACUUGCCAUCUACCACCCAUGCUAAUUAUGUCUAUGCCUCGCCUCCCCCGCCUAAGAAGGUAUACUAUCCGCCUCCGGUAUACCAUUCUCCACCACCUCCCAAGAAGUCUUACUACCCACCUCCGGUUUACCACUCUCCGCCACCUCCUAAGAAGGUGUAUUAUCCACCACCUGUGAAAUCUCCACCACCGCCGAAGAAGGUGUACUACCCACCUCCUGUUUACCACUCUCCACCACCGCCGAAGAAGGUGUACUACCCACCUCCUGUUUACCACUCUCCACCACCGCCGAAGAAGGUGUACUACCCACCUCCUGUUUACCAUUCUCCUCCACCACCUAAGAAGGUGUACUAUCCACCACCUGUGAAAUCCCCACCACCACCGAAAAAGGUGUACUAUCCACCUCCCGUCUAUCACUCUCCACCACCACCUAAGAAGGUGUAUUACCCACCUCCCGUCUACCAUUCUCCGCCACCACCCAAGAAGGUAUACUACCCACCUCCCGUGUAUCAUUCUCCACCACCACCAAAGAAGGUUUACUACCCACCUCCCGUGUAUCAUUCUCCACCACCACCAAAGAAGGUUUACUACCCACCUCCCGUGUAUCAUUCUCCACCACCACCAAAGAAGGUUUACUACCCACCUCCUGUGUACCAUUCUCCACCACCACCAAAGAAGGUAUACUACCCACCUCCCGUGUACCAUUCUCCACCACCACCGAAGAAGGUAUACUACCCACCUCCAGUGUACCAUUCUCCACCACCACCUAAGAAGGUAUACUACCCACCGCCCGUCUACUCUCCACCACCACCAAAGAAGGUAUACUACCCACCACCCGUCUACUCUCCACCACCACCGAAGAAGGUAUACUACCCACCACCAGUGUACCACUCUCCACCGCCACCGGUGUACCACUCUCCACCGCCACCCGUCUAUUACUACUCAUCACCACCCCCUCCACACUACUAGGAAUUAAACGCUCUUUAUACCAAGGAAGACGAGAUGAGAAUAUAUUAUUAAGAUGUGGAAGUCAAAUAAGAGUGUGCGUUCAAAGAUUUGAAGAAUAGUGUGAAUUUUAGUUUGGUGUUUCUAUUUCAUCGCAGAUAUCAUAAUUAAUGUAGUUUUUUUUUAAUUAAUGUAUUUCCUUCUAAGACAUAUUCCCAUGUUGUCUUUGUCUCUACCUUCUUUUGCUCAAAUCAGAGCUUAUUAUGCUUUCUUUUAUGUUUAUAUAUCUCAAUAAAUGCAUUCCAACUUUUCUC
Molecule: messenger RNA, 1359 nt
Organism: Cucurbita maxima (winter squash)
Lineage: Eukaryota; Viridiplantae; Streptophyta; Magnoliopsida; Cucurbitales; Cucurbitaceae
Product: extensin-1-like
Exons: 3
Coding region: 35-1069 (344 amino acids)
Source: RefSeq, a predicted model, not a curated record